Messenger RNA from Trypanosoma cruzi, 1614 nucleotides. Its product is annotated as oxidoreductase, putative. The record is from RefSeq and is a predicted model, not a curated record. Lineage: Eukaryota; Euglenozoa; Kinetoplastea; Trypanosomatida; Trypanosomatidae. The transcript has a single exon. Gene Ontology annotation, molecular function: oxidoreductase activity, acting on CH-OH group of donors; flavin adenine dinucleotide binding. Bases 1 to 1614 code for a protein of 537 amino acids.
AUGUCGGCGAAGAAGAGGGCCUUCGAUGUCCUCGUCCUUGGGGCUGGCGCAGCAGGCUGCGCAGCGGCACGUGCUAUUGCGUUAAGAUACCCCAAUGCGACGGUCGGCCUUGUUGAACAGGGCACCCGGCGCCCACUGCCGUUGGUGAUGCGUGUGCCGCUGUUGACGCCACUCGUCGCCUCGGUGCGCAGCACACGAGGGUUCCUGCGCAAAUAUCAUGGAGUUCCUGAGGAGUGCAUUGGGGGGCGGCAGUUGAAGUACGUGCGGGGCUGCGCUCUUGGCGGUAGCAGCUGCUGCAAUGAUAUGCGGUACAUGCGCGGCACGACGAGGGAUUAUGCGGCAUGGGGCGAUCCAAUGUGGUCCUUUGAGCAACUCCUGCCUUUUUUCUGCGCCUUGGAGCGCAACUCUCGGGGGGGUUCCUUGUUUCAUGGUAACAGCGGUCCACUGGAUGUUACAGAUGUUCCACGGGCAAAUGUCGGUUUCGAGUUGAACAUUCUUUGGUUUGAGUCGUGCGAGGCGCUGGGCAUCCCCGAGACGAUGGACUUCAACGCUGGAGCGGCGGACGGCUUUUCGGCCCUCCAGUCGUUGAUCGCAAAGGGCGUGCGCGUGGAUGUCUUUGACGCCCUCUUGGAGCGGGACCGCCACCUGUUCCCCAAUUUGACCGUCAUGCCGGAGACGAGGGUGCAGCGGAUACUUUUUGACGGAAAGCGAGUGAGUGGCGUUGAGAAUAGGGUAGGACGCGACGUGGAGGUGCUCUUUUCCGGUCGUGUUGUCUUGUGUUUGGGGCCGUUGGAAUCUCCGGCGCUGCUGCAGCGGAGUGGCGUUGGAGCGGGCGGAAGAGUUGCUGAAAUUCCCGAUGUCGGGAGGAAUCUCAUUCAGCCCACCUCCGCAACAAUUGUGUUUGGUGUCACACAUAACGCUAACCUUCGCAGCAAGUCUGUGAGCUGGCGCAACGCCCCGUACCUGCUGCGCCAGUGGCGGGAGUACAACGAGGAGCGCUCUGGCGCGUUUGCCUCGCUCGCAGAAGGUGCCGCGUUUGUCCGUUCGACGCCAACGGCAGCGUGGCCGGACUUAUCGCUGACUUUUUUUGCGACUCCUAACGUGCGCUGGUGUGGGUGGAGGCCGUUUGACGGCUUUGCUGUGCGUGUGGCGCACCAUUACCCCGAGAGCCGCGGUGAAGUCGACGCGGUGGAUGAACACAACAUCCGCAUCACAAGCCGCAUGUUUUCUUCGCGGAAAGACGUGCAGUGCAUGGACGAGGGUAUGCGUUGGGUCGGGUCGCUUUUUAACGACGCGCGGUCGGCGUUCCACAUCGACGAAAAGGGCCGGCCGACUUCGCCUUUCGCCUCGCUUGGCGUGCAUGUGCGCCAUCCACGGAAUGCCCUUCACACGCAGCAGGGGGCCGCCGCCUUUUUGGCGGAGCAUGCACAGGGCACCGGUGACCUCUUUGGCACAUGUGCGCUUGGAAAGGUUGUGGAUAGCACGCUGCGUGUGCGGGGUGUGGACGGGCUGCACGUUGCGGAUGCUAGUGUCGUGCCAACCCCGACUUGCGGUGCGAGUUGUGUCAUUGGCGCGGCCAUCGGGUCAAGGGUGGCGUCGAUUCUGCAGGUGUGA